ACAUUCUGAAAAAUUACAGUAUUUAAGUAGGUACGCACUUUUGGAAUCGUGUUGUCUUUACUGCUAGUAAGUUUGUUUUAUCAUCAUGAUGCACGUUGUGGCGGGAAGAGAAAAGGUGAGACUAGGCUUAUAGCAACACGGACUACCGCGCAGUGCAACUCACGCCAGAGGCUUGUGUUGCUCUAUGGUGAUAGGGGACGCACUUAGUAUGAAACUACUUGCCGCAGAAAUUACCAAACAAAUAUUGUCUUUCGCAAUUAUAAUUUUCUAGAUUCUACAUAGGUGGAGUGUUUGUCUCUGAACGUGCGUUUGAGUGGGUCGCGGAAGCGCGUAGUCCUUAGAUGGUUUAAAUAGGUGGCGCUGCGAUUUAGUUCAAGAUAUUUUUAGCAUCAUUGUCUGUGAUUUAUUUCAAUAUUUAUUUAGUCCCUCAAGCGCCGCAUAUUUUAUGAUACUCUCAAACAUGAAUAUACAUAAACUCACGCCUAUUUCCCACCGGGGUAAGCAGAGGCUAGAAUUCCAUUCGUUUCGAUCCUGACACACUUCUCUUGCUUCCUCAACAUUCAUCAAUCGCUCGCCAUUUCUCAAAAAAUCACAAUAAUACUUAUUCUCUUAAUAAGCUUUAACUUUAACCUAUUCGUAUAAUAUGAUAGGUUGAUAAAUAUUCGCAAAACAUGAUAAACGCAAAAGACCAUCUGUGAGAAUAUGAUGAUUUGCGAAUAUAUUGUCUUACUUUUGAGAUGGUUUGAGAACAGUAUCAUAUACGUACGUGAGGAUAGGUUACUUAUUUUAUACACUGUCAGCAUAUCGCCUGAUCCUUAGCUUAUUCUAAGAAUAAAAACACAUAUUUGUUAUCUAUAUCUGUCAAGGUAUGUGAUGUCAAGUAAAAUCGUAUUUUAUAUUCUCUUUGGCAUGAACAUAUCAAUACUUGUAGAAAGGUUUUUUUAGAAGUAAUUUAUUUUUACAUUGCAACCGCUAUUGCGCAUUUUGAGAUAAAAGUUCUAGCAAUAUCGCUAGAUAUUCAAUAUAAAAUCAGUUUUGGUGAUAUUUAAUAUCAUAAUGAGUUUGCCGAUGGUUGAUAAAUUGUUCGGAAUUUUGCCGUUGAAGUACGGCUGUUUUCUAGUAUCAGUGGGCGGGAUAGGUGCAGGCGCAUUUGGGUUAACUGGUGUUAUCUUAUAUGGGCUCGUGGAAGAGAGCUUCCUGUCAGUUGUGGACGAGCAUGAUACUGCAGACGGCGGUUUGAAGAAAGUAGUACUGUGCGCGUUUGGACUAAACUCCAUCCUGUUGAUCGUUUCCAAUGUUCCUCUCUUUUUUGGCAUCAUUGUAAAAUCUCACGGAAUGACGAAUUUUUCGCAAGUCGUGAUGUUCAUGAUGGUGAUUUUAAAUAUCGUAGUUUUCGUCGCGUUACCAACAUCGUGUCUUCUUUUAUCUGACUGUUUAGUGAAAGCUAUAUCGUCGACCGUACUGUUGGUUGGUGUCGUUGCCAUGUAUGUAUAUCUAAGUUUAUGGUUAUAUUUCGCUGUAUGUGUAUGGAACUUAUCGUUGGAGUAUUAAAAUAAAUUAACAUCCAAUAUGAAAAGAAUGAAGUCUCAGGUACAUACCCAUUUAUAUUGUUAUUAGAAUUAGUAAAUAUUUCGUAUAUUUUUUAUUAAAAUAUUACUUCUUAUUACCAAAUAUUAUAAUUUUAAACAAAUGUUUUUGAUUUCCGUUGUCUAUAUGAUAGAUAAUAAGUACCUAGUUAAAGGUA
Pectinophora gossypiella (pink bollworm) is the source of this 1744-nucleotide messenger RNA. RefSeq lists its product as uncharacterized. The coding region runs from base 1057 to 1551 and encodes 164 amino acids. Lineage: Eukaryota; Metazoa; Arthropoda; Insecta; Lepidoptera; Gelechiidae. The record is from RefSeq and is a predicted model, not a curated record. The transcript has a single exon.